AUGGGCGGCGUCCACGGUGUCGCGGGCUGGCGGUGGCUGUUCCUGAUUGAGGGGCUUCCCACCAUAGGCGUGGGGCUGGCUGUAUGGGGACUACUGCCCUCGGAGCCGCUCAGCGCGUGGUGGCUGACGCCGCGGCAGCGCGAGGCCCUGCACCACGCGGUUCACGGAGCAGAGGGGGCCGACACAGCUCGAUUGCGACCCACCGUGCGUGGCACGCUGGCAAUGGUGGCUGAAGCGCUGCGCACGCCGCUGCUCUGGGUGUUCAUCGUGGUCGGCCUGCUCUGGGCCCUGUCAGCCUUCACCCUGAGCUCCUUCCUGCCGCUCAUCAUCGCCAACCUCCUGAACAACACUGCCCUGUCCUCCGCGUCGGUCACGGCUGGCGCCCACAAGAGCAGUGUCAACGCCGCAUUGCUCGCCACAAUUCCUUAUGUUGUUGCGCUGCUGUCAACAAUGGCGGUGGCCUGGCACGCGGAUAGGAGAAAAGAAAAAACUCUGCAUGUCGGCGUGCCCUAUGUCGUCGGCGGGGCGGUGCUGGCCUGCUUUGGGCCGGUCGUGCGCGUUUCGCCGUCUGGUGGCUUUGUGAUGCUGACGGCGGCGAUGGGCUUUGCGUUUGGUGGGCAGUCUACCAUGUGCGCGCGCGUGGCGGGCUUGACACCGCCUGCGCAGGCGGCUGUGACGCUGUCUGUGUUCAACGCCAUCUGCGCCAGCCUGGGCGGGUUUGCGGGGCCCAUCGUCGUCGGUGCCAUCCUGGCAGCGCUCGGAUCCUUUGAGCUGGCGGCUGUUGUACUGGUUCUGGUAGAGGUUCUGGCAGGGCCCAGCAGCCCCCUGGGCGGCCCUCAGCCCAGCGCCCUCAGCAGCGGCUGCACCGUUGGCACGCUGCAGCGCGGCAUGACUCAGAAGCGCGCGACGCGGAUGGUGACGGGGCACCUGGAGGCUGACGAGGCGGUGCGCGCGUACAUGCAGCGGCUGGACGAACACCGCAAGGGCUGCGAGCUGACGGGGCGCUACGCAGAGGCGCGCGCCGCGCACCAUCGCCUGCAGGACCUGCGCACGGCGCAGGCUGAGCGGCUGAGGGCGGAGCUGGUGUCCUCUCAGGCGGCCGAGCUCAGGCAUCUGCAGGAGGCGUUUCACAGGGACAGCAAGCAGGCAGAUGAGGAAUGGGCGGACCGCACCAGGCAGUACGAGGCGGCGGUAGUCGCCCAGCUGGCGGCGCUGAAGGCUGCUCAGGCCGCUCAACUGGCGGCUGCGCGCGCUGAGGCUGAGGCCCGGCGUCCCCAGGCAUUUCGUCCAAGUGCGCAGUACAUCGGCCAGCGGCGUGUUGAAGGGGUUCUUGUAAAACAGGGAGAAUACCGCGCCGCGCACGAGGUGGCACGUGGAGCGCAGCAGCUGCUACAGGCCGACAGGGCAGCGGCGGAGGCAGCGCAUGAGGCAGGCUGGGCGCUCAGGGCAGGGCGCUUGGGCGUGCGGCAGCAGGCGGAGGUUGAGGUGCUCCUGCAGCGCGCAGGCCAGGGUCGCGACGAGCUGGAGCUGCGGCGGCUGGAGGAGGCGGGGCGCAGGGCGGCGCGGUUCAGGGUGGUGGCCCAGGACCUCGCACAGCUGCACGCCCUGGAGGUGGCCCACCUGGAGAACUUUCUGGAGGGACAGGUGCUGGCGGGCCGCUACGUGCCGCUGCGCAACAGCGCCUUCCGACGCAAGCGCGAGUCCCUCAUGGCUCGGCAGCUCAGGGGCGCUUGA
Monoraphidium neglectum is the source of this 1734-nucleotide messenger RNA. RefSeq lists its product as hypothetical. NCBI's taxonomy places the organism in Eukaryota, Viridiplantae, Chlorophyta, Chlorophyceae, Sphaeropleales, Selenastraceae. The coding region runs from base 1 to 1734 and encodes 577 amino acids. The transcript has 8 exons. Gene Ontology annotation, cellular component: membrane. The record is from RefSeq and is a predicted model, not a curated record. Gene Ontology annotation, biological process: transmembrane transport. Gene Ontology annotation, molecular function: transmembrane transporter activity.